Mesocricetus auratus (golden hamster) is the source of this 9264-nucleotide messenger RNA. It is a transcript of the gene Lingo2, whose product is annotated as leucine rich repeat and Ig domain containing 2. Bases 1373 to 3193 code for a protein of 606 amino acids. The record is from RefSeq and is a predicted model, not a curated record. Lineage: Eukaryota; Metazoa; Chordata; Mammalia; Rodentia; Cricetidae. Gene Ontology annotation, molecular function: protein binding. The transcript has 9 exons.
CGCCGGGACCCAGCAGCCCGCUGCUCGCCCGGUGUCCCUUCUUCCUCGCUCCUCAGCCUCCUCACCCGGCUUCCUAUCACCCGCAGCUCUCCGGCUGUGGCCUCCACUCAAAGUUUCCUUGGCAGAGACGCCUGGGCGCAGCGGCUGGAGCCAAAAAGCCGCGGUGGAGGGCGAUCCUCAGCGUGUCUGCUGCCAGCACCUGCUCCGCACCGAACCCGCCCGAGCACAGGUUUCCCACUUGGCGGGAGCAGGGGGAGGGGUGCUGUGGCAAGAGAAAGAGGAAAGCCCAGGCUCCUGACAGCAUACACAGCUUGGCUGCCCAACGCAUUUGUGGGGUCACAGAAGAAAACUGGAUCCGCAGCCAAGUUGCCUGAGCAGGGACAGGGGAAGCUUCCACUGCUGCCAAGGUUGUCCCUGUCUCAGUAGCCACAGGCGUGAAGGUUUAGAGAUGCCUUGUCUGCCAGGGCUUUAGAACCGACAUUCCCUCCUGGUCCCUCUGAAAGGAAAAACCGACAGAGCUGAGACAGGGGUACGCCUGGAAGAAGACCCCGGACUCUCGUGCGCUUCAUCCUCCUUGGCUUUGGAUUUUAAGGACACGAAGGGGCAUGGACAGCAUCUCAAGGACACUUAUUGCAGAUGAUUUCAAGAUGUAGAAUCCUUAUGUGUGAAGUAUCCCAAAUGAAGCUGAAGAAUUGGUGUUGACAAUACUUCAUGUUGUGGAAUUGAAGAGUGACACAGGAAGACAGCAUCAUGAGCUCUUGGUGCUUCUAAGAUGUUCUAUGGAUUUUUAAACAUAUGAGCAGAGUAAGGGAAUUAUAAAAAGAAAAAAGAUUCUAAGACAAAGAGCACAGGUGACCACCACCAGCAUGAGGAGCCCAAUUCAAAUUGGAAGAAAGAAUUUCAUGCUAUGGGGCCUGAGACAGUAAAUUGAAAUCAACUAGAUAUCGUCUACAUAAAUCCUCGAAAGGACUGGCUUCACUGGGGCAUUCUUUUCAAACCUAUGAGGUAAAAGAAGCAAAAUGCAGCUUUCAAGGCAUGCUUCAAGAAGUUGGCUUGUGGGACUUUGAGAGAUUCUGCUAUCUGUGACAUGCUGGAAGUAUCAUGAUCAACUACUCAGUUUGGAUUUCACCCAGUGGCCAUGAGCUUUGUGUGGUAGACGGCAGGGGUUGGAUUUUUAAAAAAGAGCAAACCAGGUAAAUUUUAAAAAAUUACAUGUGCAACCUGGUGAUGGUUCAAUGGAUAAAAGAGCUUGAAGUGAGACGAGGACCUGAAUUCAAAUUGCCAGCACCCACGACACCACUACUACUAUUCCUUCUUAAAAGGCAGUCAGCGUACAGGCCCAUAACCAAGGUGUAGACUAAGAAGUGGAGUCAUGCUUCACACGGCCAUACCAUGCUGGCAGCCAUUCCUGGGUCUGGCUGUGGUGUUACUCUUCAUGGGAUCCACCAUCGGCUGUCCUGCUCGCUGCGAGUGCUCUGCCCAGAACAAAUCCGUCAGCUGCCACAGAAGACGUUUGAUUGCCAUCCCAGAAGGCAUUCCCAUUGAGACCAAAAUCUUGGACCUCAGCAAAAAUAGGUUAAAGAGCAUAAACCCUGAAGAAUUCAUUUCAUAUCCUCUCUUGGAGGAGAUAGACUUGAGUGACAACAUCAUCAGCAAUGUGGAGCCUGGAGCAUUUAACAACCUCUUUAACCUGCGUUCCCUCCGACUGAAAGGCAAUCGCCUUAAGUUGGUACCAUUGGGAGUAUUCACAGGACUGUCCAACCUCACCAAGCUUGACAUUAGUGAAAAUAAGAUUGUCAUUUUGCUGGACUACAUGUUCCAGGAUUUACAUAACCUGAAGUCUCUAGAAGUGGGGGACAAUGAUUUGGUUUAUAUAUCACACAGGGCCUUCAGCGGACUACUUAGCUUGGAGCGGCUCACUCUGGAGAAGUGCAACUUAACAGCAGUGCCAACAGAAGCCCUUUCCCACCUCCGCAGCCUCAUCACCCUGCAUCUGAAGCAUCUUAAUAUCAACAAUAUGCCUGUGUAUGCCUUUAAAAGAUUGUUCCACCUGAAACACCUCGAGAUCGACUAUUGGCCUUUACUAGAUAUGAUGCCGGCCAAUAGCCUCUAUGGUCUCAACCUCACAGCCCUUUCCAUCACUAACACAAACCUAUCCACUGUCCCCUUCCUUGCCUUUAAACACCUGGUGUACCUGACCCACCUUAACCUCUCGUACAAUCCCAUCAGCACUAUUGAAGCAGGCAUGUUUUCUGACCUGAUUCGCCUACAGGAGCUUCAUAUAGUGGGAGCCCAACUCCGCACUAUUGAGCCUCACUCCUUCCAAGGGCUCCGCUUCCUCCGUGUACUCAAUGUGUCUCAGAACCUGCUGGAAACAUUGGAAGAGAAUGUCUUCUCCUCCCCUAGGGCUUUGGAGGUCCUGAGCAUUAACAAUAACCCACUAGCCUGCGACUGCCGACUUCUCUGGCUCCUACAGAGACAACCCAACCUACAGUUUGGGGGCCAGCAGCCCAUGUGUGCCGGGCCAGACACCAUCCGUGAGAGGUCAUUUAAGGAUUUCCAUAGCACUGCUCUUUCUUUUUAUUUUACCUGCAAAAAGCCCAAAAUCCGAGAAAAGAAGCUACAGCAUCUACUAGUAGAUGAAGGACAGACAGUUCAGCUGGAGUGCAACGCUGAUGGAGACCCACAGCCAGUGAUUUCCUGGGUGACACCCCGAAGGCGCUUUAUCACCACCAAGUCCAAUGGAAGGGCCACUGUGUUGGGUGAUGGCACCUUGGAAAUCCGUUUUGCCCAGGAUCAAGACAGUGGGAUGUAUGUUUGCAUUGCUAGCAACGCUGCCGGGAACGACACCUUCACAGCCUCUCUCACUGUAAAGGGAUUCACUUCAGACCGCUUCCUUUAUGCAAACAGGACCCCUAUGUACAUGACCGACUCCAAUGACACCAUUUCCAAUGGCACUAAUGCCAAUACCUUUUCCCUGGACCUUAAAACAAUACUGGUAUCUACAGCCAUGGGCUGUUUCACAUUCCUGGGAGUGGUUUUAUUUUGUUUUCUCCUGCUUUUUGUGUGGAGCCGAGGAAAAGGCAAGCACAAAAACAGCAUUGACCUUGAGUAUGUGCCCCGGAAAAACAAUGGUGCUGUUGUGGAAGGGGAGGUGGCUGGACCCAGGAGGUUCAACAUGAAAAUGAUAUAAGGGCCCACCGCACACACUGCUGUCUCUGUGUUGCUGUUGAUAAUGAGGGAGACGUCUGACAUAGUGAAUCCCAAGGUUAUCAGGCAGCUUCAUGCAGCUGUCCCUGUAUCAAAGCAGGGUUCAUGGAAGCAGGAAGACUUCUGAUGGAGACUGGCCCAUUAGAGGCAGGCAGGCAUGUGUCAGAGCCCUUCACACAGUGGGAUACUAAUUGUUUGCAUUGCAAAUAUUGGCAUUGUGGGGACCUCAGUAUUGAACCUGAACCUUUGGCUCAUGCUGAUGGACAACAAUUCAACAUUUUCUACCACUGCAAAAACAAAAGGAAAAAUAAAAAGAACAACCUACAGUGUAGGCUUUACAUAUUAAAAAGACACAUUUGUCUAAAACAUACUCUACAGUAAAAUUUGUAUUUAUUAUUAUCAUUUGUUAAAACCUUGCAUCAUACAAUACUGUUGGUUCAGCACCAAAAAGAGAUCACUAUAUUCUUUUUUUUGAAACAUAUAUGCUGUAUAUGUUUUAAAGCAAUAUGAAUGAGAGGUUGUGCUUUUAGUCACUCACCAGUAUAGCUCCAAGUGUGAUUUCACCUUCCUUUUGUCCACCAAUAAACCUGAGAUUAGAUCCCUGGAGUAACAGGCAGAGAUGUGUUGAGAUGUGUAUGUCUGAUGUAGGAUGCCAAGAAACAGAACCCAAGUCAAAACUGCUCAACUCUGUUAACUUCUGUUACUAUAAAUAAAGGCAUGUGCCUAGUUUUGAUACAGAAUGGAAUAUUUUUUAUAUGUACACUACCAACCUGGACCAGUUUACUGUAACAGAAGUCUCUGGGUUUCUCCAGAAAGUGGCAUAUUGUUAGCUGUACCUGUAAAAUGCAAGGUAGGUGUCAUUCAUAAAAGUAAUCCAUUUAGCUAGGCCUUAGUUUUACUUUUCACCAGUCACUGCUCAUGGGUUAAUGACAAAUGGAGAAAGGAGUAAUGAUUAUAUAUAAUUAUUUGGCAUCAGUAGCUGAUAUCAAUAAUUCUGAGGUCCAAAAGCUCUCUGGAUAAGGAAUUUUCAGAAGUCAGUAAGAAUCAGGGUGACUCAAGCACAUCAUGACAGUGAUGCAACCAAUGAUCUUUUUCAAAUGUGACAGCUGCCUGGAAGAUGGCUACAAGUCAAGGGGAACACACAGCACAUGCCAUUCCCAAUUUCUCAAUUCGAUUUGUCAUACUGUGUAUGACCACAAUUAGGCAACUUCAGUGUGGUUCCCUGAUUCCCAAUUAAGACUUUUAGUUUCAUAUUGUAAACUACGUGGCAUAGAUAAGAGGUAUCGGUCUUGUGCAAAGCAGUGAGAGAAAAACCAGUGUUGAUUUAAAAAACAAGUUUUUGUUCCUUCACUGAGGAAAAGCUAAGCUUUACCAUUCUACAAAUUCAUAAUGUUGUGUUGAUUCUUUCACUUUAUUGACCUGAGCAUAUUUGCCCAACUCAGUUAGUGUCAAUGUUACCUCUCCAAAUAUAUAUAUAUAUAUAUAUAUAUAUAUAUAUAUUAUUAUUAUUAUCAGUGACCUGGUUGAAGAAAGCAUAAUUCCACUUGGCUGAGUACUAGAUAACUAUCAAACAUAUAUUCAUAUGCCCUGAAAAAGUAUUGGAUACAGAUUGUAUUCCUGAAAUGAUAUGUAUUUAAUCAGAAUACACAAAGUUUCUACAGAUUAUGGGAUUUCCUUCUUUAGUGCUGUGUUUAGUACUUAGUUUAGUCAGAACUAUUAAAUUGGCCUCAAUUUCUAAAAGGUUCAUAGAUUGCUUUGCAAACUGGGUGGGCAAUACAUAUAAAUCGAUUUCUCCUUACCUGGGGUAGGAUCUGAGAUUAUUAUUCUUUUAGAGAUUGAAUAAUCACCUGUUUGAGUUUACAUUUCAUUUAGCAAUCCUGAUGAUUAUAACAAAUAUUUUAGAAAUUCAUUUUCCAUUUAUGGACUUAUAUCUAACAAUUUGUGUCAACUUAUGCUAAAUUCUACCAAAAUUUCAACUCCAAAAAGAUUAAAUGAUAUGUUCUUACAGUUAAAAUGGAAAAAUAGUCUUCUAAAAGAGAAUCUACUUCCUUUUAAUUUUGAAACACCUUAAAGAGUGUGUACUUGGAAAAUUGUGUGUACGUGUGUGUGUGUGUGUGUGAGAGAGAGAGAUAGACAGAGAGAGACAGAGAGAGAGACAGAUAGACAGAGAGACAGAGAGAGAGAGAAGCAAAUGAUAAAAGAGAUUUUUGUUAUUCUUUUUUGUCAAAACUAAGGAAAGUGAAAUUGGAUUCAAGUUAAUCGAUAAAAUAUUUACUUCAAAGAUUUAUAUGUUAUUCUAUCAAGUAAAGACAGAUUAAAUUCUCUGGGUGCUUUAUUCUUUGAUCCAUAAAAUAGUUAAGAUAUUACUAAACAACCUUCAAAACUGAAGAGCCACUAACUAAUAACUUGCACAGAUGGUACAUUCCAUAGCCACUACUACAAGUUCAAAAAGAUCUAGAUAAGUGUAAUAAAAACUCUCUAAUGUUCUGUGUUUGCUAUAUUUCACCUUGGAAUUUCUCCAACGGGUUUUGAACAUGAAGUACCACUUUUCCUUCUUAAUUGUUAGCAUCUUCAAAAAUUGGAGUUCCAUGGAACCCCCAAAUGGUCAACUUUAGAGUCAUACCACACUGAAAUGCUCUUAGACCGAUACUUUUAGUAAGAGUAUAGUUAUUGUUAGAAUAACUGUUCAGACCAUGCUAGCAUAUUUACCAGACCUUCUAAGGGAAUUGGCAACUUCUUGCAUAAAUCAAUAUGCUAAAGUCUUAUAAAAACUAAAUGGACAUCUAAUUUUCCAUUUUCUAACGAUUAAUGCAAAGCAUUGUUAUCUGCAAAGCUCUGGCAUUCCAUUGACCAUAGCACUGGGCCUUUCAUGUACAGCUUUACAAAAUGGUUGUGUGAGUUUUUCUUUAUGGUCAUUUCUCUGUUAGAUCAAACAAGAUCAUCAUAAAGAAUAACUGCUCAGACCAGUAUUCUGGCUCACUCAUCCCUUCAGACAAUUCCAUCGCUGAGUUCCUGCUUUAAUGUAUCCUAUGAUGAAUCACAACUAUUUGGCCCAACAUUUUAUUCUAAGUUGAUCAGUAGCCUGUAUGUUCUUAAGAAUUUUCAAAGAAGCACUUGUUCUUUCUAGCACUAAAUACAAGAAAAUCCCCUGACCAAAGUCCUAAUACUCUAAGUAGAGUAUUAGAGUAUUAGGACCCAAAUGUUGGUAAACAAAUUACUACACUAAGAUAACUCACCUAAACACCCAAACAAUAUGGGUUUGCUGUGUUGGUAAUCAGUUUCUACUUUACAGAAAUCCUUGUAUCAUUUUCUUUUCCAGGCCCUUUUCAUGUCCUUAGCAUUUGUAAUCAUGUGCUUUUCAAGUAUUUUCAAGUUCUAAAAAUACAGUCCAGAAAUUUUGUUAAGCCUCAAAUCAUCAUAAGGACAUUUGCUAAAACUCUGGGUUUGUUCAGCUUUCUCAGAAAUUCUGCUUAUCAACAACAGCUCUCUUACAGUACAGAUGUAUUCAGAAUUUGUUCUUUUCUCACUGUUCUGUCAGAGAAUCUGUUUUCAGUUCACACAGGAAUCUAAAGUCACAAUUGUCUGUGACUCUUAAAAAAAAGGAUUAUUUAACUCUCAUCUCCACUGAAGCCUGACUUAUGUCACUUUCCAUCCCUCCCAUUGGAACAGAUACAUUUCUGGAUUAGAGGCACAAAAGAGAGGGUGUGAUCCUAGAGAAGUAAAAUUGAGGAGAGCUCCAUGUAAAUUAACUUUUACUUACAGGGUCUUCCUUCAUCCCUCUGUCAAAGCAUUUCUUUUAUCUUCAGGGGCUGUGCACAGAACUGUGAAACAACACAGAAUGUGUCUUGAGGCUCUGCAGAAAAGAAAAAAAUAGAUCAUUUUCAACUGAGAAGACUCAGACCUGACAAAAAAGACAUCAAGAAAUUUGAAGAAAGGCUGGAGGGAGACACAGGGAUCUAUUUAAAUUCUAUUUCCUUUAUUGCUCAUUUUUAUAGUCCUCUCCCAACUGAAGAAGAAUUGGUGAUAGUGUUUCUUUUUAAACUUCCAUUGCUUCUGCCUGUAUCUCCUUCUCUGAGUCCUUGCUGUCUGUAGUUUGUAUAGGGUUCCAAAAGGAUUCUGUGGGGGUAUGGACCAAUUUAAAAACCAAACCAAAACAACAACAAAAAAGCUUCGGUACCAAAGGCAUUCAUUCUAUUUGGUAGAUAGGGUAAAGAUGUAUCAAUUACUGAAAUGAACAUUUCCUGGUAGAAUAAUAUACUAUAUACCCAAAGUUAUUUCCAUUGAGUUCUCUACUCAACCCCAUUGGUCUAAUAUCUUUAAUAUUUUAUGAUGAAUUUUUUGGAGUUAUUCUGCCUUUAUAGGAAAGAUUAGGAAAUAAAAUGCCAUUUGACAUCUGCUUUUCAAUUAUUUAAUUUGCCCAAGUGGCAAAAGGUGAUUCUGGGUACAUGAAAAACAAUUGAUUUCAGUCUUUCUCCCUUUCUACCUUCAAAAGCCAUUCCCAUGUUAGACUCCUCACAUGUGAGCCAGCAAAACUGUGAUUAAUGGGGAAAGAAGUCCCCCCCCAUCACAGGCCAAGCACGAGAGUGAUGAGUGCUUAUUUUCUGUGGUCUUGACUAAGCUGCAGCCUGGGGCCUAAGUCUAUGCCUACAAGGUUAGCUAAGAAAUAAUGCCAUAAGUACAGAUUUUCUAAUAUAAAAUUUGCUUGUCUAUUUAAAGAACAAUAAAUGUAGCUGUGCAUUUCCUUUAGGGUGGGCAGGGGACUGGAACUCCUCAUCUGCAAUCAGCUUUCCCACAGAUGGCCAUAAUGCAGCUCUGGUGACAGAAACAACCAAAACAACCAAACACAUGCUUAAGAUGUGUGCAAAAAGGCUCAAAGCACAAGGUGAAUGGAUGCUUCUCAUUCCAAUUAUAGGAAUCUGAACAAGAGAAUUUCACAUGCAUUCCAGACUGCCAUCCUUCAGUUUGCCUCUAUUCUCCUUCUUCCCUCACCCCAUGCUUCCUGCAAGACAUCCUGAAUAGAAAGGAGGAAACAGCAGAGUAUGCAGAAGAUUCCCUAGUGUCUUGGAGUAGGUAGAUCUCACGGCCCCCUGGAUCAGUACUGCAAGCUUCAGCCAGUAUUAAGUCCUGUGCAUACUGUAUUUUACCCUGUGCACAUCUCAUUAUUGGCAAGAUUCAAUUUUUAAAUUAGUCACAGUAGGAGCUUAACAGCACUAAUAAUAAGCUAGAACAACAAAUACACUUUAAUUUCCAGUUGGAAAUUGGCCACUGGUAGAAACCCACAGGCAAAGGAAAGCCUAGGCAAUCCCCUAUCUUCCUGCCUUCUUUGCAGAUGCCACAAUUGAAAUGAUCGUUCCUUCUCUGCUUGCUUGCCUGUUCCUCACUGCCACUUAUAAGCAGCUGUCAUGCCUCAUCAAUGAAGGCUCUCUCCAGAGAGAAGUCUUCUUUCAUUAGAGCUCAGAAACCCUUGUGUAAUUCUUAAACUGGAAAUUGCCUCAGAAGAAAAAAAAGGGAAGGAACAGGAAGCCUCCAGUCUUUCUCAUACAACACUUUAGAAGUUAAGACUUCUCAUUCACAUAUUCACAAUCUGACAGCAAUCUAGAGGUUGAAUUGUUCUUUUUUUUCUCCCUCUCUCUCCUAGAAGCAGGUGGGCUGAUAUAAAACCAAAUUUAAACAGAAAGCUUUAUUUAUAGCCUUAGCAGAAAGAAACGAGCUGGUAUAAUCAAAAGAACACAACAUUUUUAAGGCUCUACCUGUAAUAUACUAAAAAGCUUUAGAAAAAGAACAAAACUAUGACUGUGUUCUUUAAAUUGGUUAGCUACAUUUUAAUACCAAUACCAUUCAAAAUGUAACUGUGCAUGCUGUAAAUGGAUCUAAGAAUUUUGUUCCUGAUCUAGAAGGGCCAAAAGGAGCAGACAUUGGCUGCACGUUAGUUUCCUUCAUUGUGUUGCACACCUCCCAUUCUAAAUUGCUUUAACACCCUUAUUCCACUGAAAAAUAAUUGACAGAAUCUACAAGCUGUAUGAUCAAGAAAUAAUAAUGAAAUGGAAUAUUUAA